This is a messenger RNA of Pseudopipra pipra, 522 nucleotides long. RefSeq names its product olfactory receptor 14J1-like. Gene Ontology annotation, biological process: G protein-coupled receptor signaling pathway. Bases 1 to 522 code for a protein of 173 amino acids. The record is from RefSeq and is a predicted model, not a curated record. Lineage: Eukaryota; Metazoa; Chordata; Aves; Passeriformes; Pipridae. The transcript has 3 exons. Gene Ontology annotation, molecular function: odorant binding; olfactory receptor activity. Gene Ontology annotation, cellular component: membrane.
AUGGCAACCACCAUACAUUCUCAUUACCAAGCCCUGCACUACGGGACCCUCCUGGGCAGCAGAGCUUGUGCCCACAUGGCAGCAGCAGCCUGGGCCACUGGGUUUCUCAGUGCUCUGCUGCACACAGCCAAUACAUUUUCCCUGCCCCUGUGCCAGGGCAAUGCCCUGGGCCAGUUCUUCUGUGAAAUCCCACACAUCCUCAAGCUCUCCUGCUCACACUCAGGCUACCUCAGGGAAAUUGGGCUCAUUGAGAUUAGUGCCUGUUUAGUGUUUGGUUGUUUUGUUUUCAUUGUUUUCUCCUAUGUGCAGAUCUUCAGGGCUGUGCUGAGGAUCCCCUCUCAGCAGGGACGGCACAAAGCCUUUUCCACCUGCCUCCCUCACCUGGCCGUGGUCUCCCUGUUUCUCAGCACUGUCUUGUUUUCCUACCUGAAGCCCCCCUCCAUAUCCUCUCCAUCCCUGGAUCUGGUCCUGUCAGUUCUGUACUCAGUGGUUUCUCCAAUCUGGAGGGGAAAAGAGUCCUAG